This is a messenger RNA of Alternaria alternata, 1164 nucleotides long. RefSeq names its product signal recognition particle sec65 subunit. Gene Ontology annotation, biological process: SRP-dependent cotranslational protein targeting to membrane, signal sequence recognition; SRP-dependent cotranslational protein targeting to membrane. Lineage: Eukaryota; Fungi; Ascomycota; Dothideomycetes; Pleosporales; Pleosporaceae. The record is from RefSeq and is a predicted model, not a curated record. Gene Ontology annotation, cellular component: signal recognition particle, endoplasmic reticulum targeting. Gene Ontology annotation, molecular function: 7S RNA binding. Bases 135 to 881 code for a protein of 248 amino acids. The transcript is spliced from 2 exons.
GGCAGCGCUUGCCCUUUGCACAGCCAAGCCCCGCGUUUAGCUCCCCCCACAUGCCUCCAGGCGUGCAGGCGGCCUCGAAGAUAUCACGAUAAUUCAACCACACCGGGAAAGGCGAGGACCAACGGGCAGUCACGAUGAAUCCCCGUGUCGAAGAAGUCAGCGAUUCGGACAGCGAUCCGUCAGAGAUGGGCAUUGACGACGUGCCCGCUCUGAUCAAUGCCACCAACGUACCCAGCACCGGCACCUCGUCCAUGCCGCCGCAGUUGCAGUCGCAGAUGCUACAGCCGCAGUCGCCCGCCAUCAAGACGUCGACGGACCGAGAAAAGUCCAAGCACUACCAGUGUCUAUACCCCAUAUAUUUUGACAAGUCACGCACACGCGCAGAAGGCCGUCGCGUGGGCAAGGAGCUUGCCGUAGACAGCCCUCUAGCACGAGAGAUGGCCGAUGCCGCAGCCGACCUGGGGCUCCGGACCGUCUUCGAGCCCGACAAGACUCACCCGAAAGACUGGGCCAACCCGGGUAGGGUGCGUGUCCUGCUCAAACACGAAGGCAAGCUCGUCGACGACGACGUCAAGAACAAGCACCACCUCUACAUCCUCAUCGCCCAGCACCUCAAAGCCCACCCAACACAGAAGAACACGCCUUUCAGGUUACCCAUUGCAGGCCUACCUAUGCCAAAGGAGAUGCCCGAGCCAGCAGUACCAAAGGGAUGGAAGAUGAGCAAGAUCCUCCCCCUGCACUCGCCUGCCCUGACAGGUGGCGGAGUCAGCGAAAACUUCAUGCAAGACAUGAUGGCGGAGAUGAUGGGCGGUGACGGAGGCAGCGGGGCAAACAGCGGGACAGAAUCCAAGAAGAAAAUCAAGGACAAGAAGAAGAAGUGAUGCGACUCUAUGCAUCCGCGCUGUCUACCUGUCGGCGCUUCCGUCGACUAUAUCCCGGCGUCAGUGGCCUGGCAACCGUCACAUCAAUCCGCGCCGCAACUAUGCACCAUCAAGGCUGUCGUAACAUACGACCUGUUGCUGCCGCACACGCGCUUAGAUACCACUCACGAUAGGAGCAAUAAACGUCUCUUGUCGCGAGACCACCAUAUCAACAACAUCCACAAUCAUGAAACGAUGCUGCCUUCCCCAAAAUUGAGUCACUCAUGUACAUCACUAAUGCCUG